Messenger RNA from Talpa occidentalis (Iberian mole), 3900 nucleotides. It is a transcript of the gene UGT8, whose product is annotated as UDP glycosyltransferase 8. Lineage: Eukaryota; Metazoa; Chordata; Mammalia; Eulipotyphla; Talpidae. The transcript has 6 exons. Bases 37 to 1719 code for a protein of 560 amino acids. The record is from RefSeq and is a predicted model, not a curated record. Gene Ontology annotation, molecular function: UDP-glycosyltransferase activity.
UCCAGGGCGGCAGCGGCACCUCAGCCUCUGGAGUUGAUGCCCGACUCGACUUUUCUCUUCCGAAAACUGCAGCGGAAACAAAUCCACUCAGCUAUGAAGUCUUACACGCCGUAUUUCAUGCUCCUGUGGAGUGCUGUUGGGAUAGCCAAGGCUGCCAAAAUCAUCAUCGUGCCGCCAAUUAUGUUCGAAAGCCACAUGUACAUUUUCAAGACGCUGGCCUCGGCCCUGCACGAGAGAGGCCACCACACGGUGUUCCUCCUGUCGGAAGGCAGAGACAUCGCUCCGUCGCACCAUUACAGCCUCCAGCGCUACCCAGGGAUCUUCAACAGCACCACCUCGGACGCUUUCCUGCAGUCCAAAAUGCGGAAUAUCUUCUCCGGGAGACUGACAGCCAUCGAGCUCUUCGACAUACUGGAUCACUACACCAAGAACUGUGACAUGAUGGUCGGCAACCGCGUCCUGAUCCAGGGCCUGAAGAAGGAGAAGUUCGACCUGCUGCUGGUGGACCCUAACGACAUGUGCGGGUUUGUGAUCGCUCAUCUGUUAGGGGUCAAGUAUGCGGUCUUCUCCACGGGCCUCUGGUACCCUGCUGAAGUGGGUGCUCCUGCCCCCUUAGCUUACGUCCCAGAGUUUAACUCGCUCCUCACAGACCACAUGACCUUGCUGCAGAGGAUGAAAAACACCGGCGUGUACCUCAUUUCCAGAUUGGGGGUCAGCUUUCUGGUUCUUCCCAAAUACGAGAGGAUAAUGCAGAAGCACAACCUGCUGCCCGAGAAGUCCAUGUACGACCUGGUGCACGGCUCCAGCCUCUGGAUGCUGUGCACGGACGUGGCGCUGGAGUUCCCGAGACCCACGCUGCCCAACGUCGUGUACGUGGGAGGGAUCCUCACCAAGCCGGCCAGCCCACUGCCAGAAGAUCUGCAAAGGUGGGUAAACGGUGCUAAUGAACAUGGCUUUGUCCUGGUGUCUUUCGGAGCCGGUGUCAAGUAUCUGUCUGAGGACAUCGCCAACAAACUGGCUGGAGCUCUGGGGAGAUUGCCCCAAAAAGUGAUCUGGAGGUUUUCUGGGACCAAACCAAAGAAUCUAGGAAACAACACUAAGCUGAUAGAAUGGCUGCCACAAAAUGAUCUGCUCGGGCAUUCAAAUAUUAAAGCCUUCCUGAGCCAUGGCGGUUUGAAUAGUAUUUUUGAAACCAUGUAUCAUGGUGUCCCCGUUGUGGGAAUCCCACUCUUUGGAGAUCAUUAUGAUACCAUGACCCGCGUGCAAGCAAAAGGCAUGGGGAUCUUGCUGGAGUGGAAGACGGUGACUGAGGGGGAGCUGUAUGAAGCGCUGGUGAAGGUUAUAAAUGAUCCCAGCUACCGUCAGAGGGCCCAGAAGCUUUCAGAAAUCCACAAGGACCAGCCAGGUCACCCUGUCAAUCGGACGGUCUACUGGAUCGAUUACAUCCUCCGUCACAACGGAGCACAUCACCUCCGUGCCGCUGUCUAUCAGAUCUCUUUCUGUCAGUAUUUUUUACUGGAUAUUGCCUUUGUGCUUUUGCUUGGUGCUGUCUUGUUUUACUUCCUUUUGUCCUGGGCAGCAAAAUUUAGCUACAGAAAAAUCACAAGUUUAUGGUCUAGAAAUAAGCAGAGCGCAGUGAAUGGACACUACCAGAAUGGAAUCCUCAAUGGCAAGUACAAGAGAAAUGGCCAUAUUAAACACGAAAAGAAGGUGAAAUGAUCCAGCAGCUCCUGUGAGAGUCCCAAAUCUGCUCAUUGAAUUUUUAUCGCUAUAAUUUAGUCUAACACCUACUAAAAGUCAAACGUCAGUAAACAAUUCUAAAACUCCCUCAUCUGAUCUUACUAAUGAAAUUCCGUGGUUUUUCAGAUGGCUGUAAAAAGCACACCCUAAAAUGCAAAUACGUAUUGUAUUCAAAUACUGAUGCAGAGAGUUUUGGCACUGAAGCUUUUAGAAGCCUUAAUUAUUUAAAGCAAUUAAGUGACCUGUGUGAGACCUUAGUUUCAAAUCUCCAUGUGUGUGUCUCCCAGGUAAGGGAUAGUUUCUUUUCAAGACAUUUGUGUGUAUGUCUGUGUGUGUCUGUAUGUUUCCUAAUUAAGAUAAUUGUCAGCUGACUGGGGCUUACAGUGAGUGUUCUCGUUGAAGGUAUAACACACACAUCAGGGGUAGAAAGACAGAACCCAAACAUUGCCUUUCUAGAAUUUAAUAUGUAUGAACUCAGAGCACUACCAGGAAAGAACAUUUUCCCUCUGACUGAUUACAGAGGAGAAAAAGCAAAGUAUAAAUUACACCAUUUUUUUUUUGACUUUUAUAUUGUCCUUUUAGUUUUUAAAUUGCUUUUGGUUUUGGUGUCCCUUUUCUUGACUGUGGACACUUCUAGAGAGGGGUUAAAAACCAUGCAGUUAAGUAGAUGCCAUGGUUCUAUUUUACUUUCAUUCUCCACUACCGAUAAUUUUCCUCUGGAGGAAUUUUGUAGUUUAUUUGAUUUUAUUUUUAAUGAGUGACAUUAAGUACUUUAUUAAGACAAAGCGACCAAGUCCUGACUUCUGUUCAAAGUACUAAAGAUUAUUGCUUCUAUGGCAUCGUUAAACAUGGCCAUUGUUUGAGUUUUUUGUAAAUGAUGCUUUUCUAUAAUGUAAUUUCUGAAUGUCCCCGUGUUAUUUUCUGAAGUUUAACUUAAAAAAAAACAAAAAAACACCUUCCCCCCUGCUGUUGUCUGGGCUACACAACCUAUUCCACACAGGUGCCAACAUUUAAUUCUUUUAAAUGAAACACUUGCCAUAUUGGUACCUGUUUGGUCUGAGAGGUUGAAGAUUCUCUCAACCCAUCAAAAUGUACACAAUAUGCAGAAGGGACCAAGAAAUUGUACUGCUUGUUGGUAAAAAUAAGUUCCCACUUCCCCAUGCUCCCUCAGCCUGUUCCCGGCAACCCUUCUCAGUCACUGGGGCUGGCGUGGAACAGUGAGUGUUCACUGGAGAAUCAGGAGGUAAGGCCCAGACAGCACGAAAUCAGGAUCUCCUGGCCAAACUGUUCUCUGGUUGGCAAUUACGAGUUUUCUCCAUGUCAUUCUGUUUACUUAGCCUUUGCACUCAGUGUUGAGUGUAAGCUUUAUUUAUUCCUAGUUUGAAAUCCCACAGCUGAGAGUAGAAAAGGCAACACGUACCUAAUGGCAUUCACUAACCCAGCAAGUGUGAACUUUCUAGAAUGCUGUCACUCCUCGUCAUACACGAUGACAUACAACUUCACUCCCUCCCACCAGGAGCCGCUCUCCUCUGCUUUGAGAUAAUGUCAUGAGUAGUUUCUUACCAUUCAAUGCAGAGUUCCUGCUGUCUGGACACUUGAAGAAAUGGUAUUUUACAUAGGAGCCUAUUAGUUCUACCUUUUCACAAUCUUACCACAAUGUUGCCGUUACGGGAGGAGAAAGGACAGAGGCAAUGAGUGGUGGGAGGCUAACAGGUCUUUGGAGUGUAUGCUUGAGCCGAUUUUGCUUUUUUUGGAAUUGGAUGAAGUUGACAGUAGGCACUGACUGGAUGAUGACACAUAAGUUAAUCUCCACUGUGAUAAAAACUUAAUAAACAUGAUUUAAAAAUAGAGAAGUUGUUGGAAUAAAAUUUUUAUAUAUAUUUUUUUCACAAUACUAUGUAUAUCCAUGAUAAACUUGUUUCUAAGACAGGUCUUCCAACUUUUCUAUGUGUAUUUGAGUGUAAAACCGUCUAUAACAUGUGAGAAUGUCUGUUACUGCGCACGGGGUUUACCCUGCAAGGAUAUCAACAUGGAUUGUUAAGUAUAGGUAUUUACUGAUCACUUUUUUCCUAGUAAGCUUAUUGUUAGCCAGUUUUGGUAAAUAGACUGAUUUUAAAUUUUCCACACUUGGGUUAGAUUCUCUAAUAAAGUACAGUUUUC